UCACCUAAGCUCAAAGUAUGUCUUCAAGCCCUGAGCAACAGAGUUUGGACAGUCACAAUGCGACUGAUUUUGAUGCAGAUAUUGUGGUGUACAAAUAUCAUUACGAGGUGCACAUUAUAGCUGCUGUGCUCAUCAGCGGAGCCAUCUUGGGUUCGAUCGGUAACUGCUUCGUUAUCAUUGCAGUCGCCUUAUCUAAGAAACUCCAGACAGCCACCAACGUCUUUGUGGUCAACCUCGCUGUGGCAGACGUCACAACUUGUCUCUUCACACCCUGGCAAGCCGUGGCGAUCCUCGGUGGGGAUGAAUGGCCCAUACCAAGGGCUCCCUGGCUGUGCACGGCCUCUGCCUUCGUUGUUGUGACCACAAUCGGAUGUAGCAUCAACAACCUGGCCCUGAUCGCCAUCAACCGCUGGGUGGGUAUCACCAAGUCUCGCUUCACCACACAUCGCAUCUGCACCUCCCGUAAGCUCGCCCUGAUGGUGAUCUUCGCCUGGGCUGUUCCGCUCUGUUGCGCCUUGAUACCAGUCGUCACCGACGUCGGUGAACUUGGCUACGAAAAGCUGUACAAAUCUUGUACCUGGGUCAGAUCAAAUCCGUAUUCGAGUUACUACAGCACAUUUGUCACGGCAAUCAACUACCCGAUUCAGUUGUUUGCCAUUGUGGUCAGCUACACUUCAAUCUUCUGCUAUGUCCGGAAAACGUCGCAGAAGAUGGCCCGAGCAGAUGCCCCGUCUAUCUCGGAUAAGGUCAGCGGCGGAGUAUCUAGCCGCGCCAUGAGGAAGAAGCUGUGGAAGAGGCAACUUGACGUCACCAAGAACCUGCUCUACAUCGUCUUGGCGUUCGUCUUCUGCCUGAGCCCCUACUUCGUGUCUAUCAUUUCCUCUGCAGUCUGGAGUUACCGUCUAGCCCCUUGGGGAGCCGUUGUUUUGUUUUGUAACAGCUCCGUGAACCCUAUCAUCUACGCCACCUCGCACCCAGAUUUCAAAGUGGCUUUUAAGCACAUGUUAAGGUGUCAAAAUAUGCCAGUGGAACGGAAUGGGCGUUACAGAUCCACAGGAAACACGAGCUUGAAGACAUGGAGAGUUGUUCAGCAGAUGCCCAGGACUGCUCCGUUGUCAGGGCCAGAAGCUGGUCAUUGAGGGCUUGAAACGGUACAACAGCGAAUGGGCGAGCCUCGCAUGGUCUACGCCCCAAUAUUCCUUUGUUUAUUCAUUUUGGAAACGGACAAAGUAAAGAUGAUUGGACCCCUCGAUACACGCUGCAUUUUUUUGGAAAGAAAUUUCUUGAUGGCACCCCCAUGUGAGUUUCAGUAUUUAAACUACAGGAAUCUGCUACGGAAUCAGAGCCUUUUCUAAACAGCAGGUCUAUUUGAUAUCCAUUUGUUGGAAAAUCUUAACGUCAUGAUGACUUCACCACAAUUUGCGAAUUUUAAUUCAACAUAUUAGGCAAUGUCUGAUCGUUAUGAAAUUUUCUCAGUACGGUAACAGUUCCUUUCUGUUGAAAAGUGUCCUAUACUUCACCAUCGCGAACCAGAAAACGAAAACAAUAGCUUCGGCAGUGUGGCCGAAGCAGCUAAAAAGGGGUUCAAAAUGGCAGUUUUCUCCGCUAAAAGGUACAAUAUACCGGCUGUACUACUUUAACUGAAGCACCGUUUUCGGAUGUACUAAGGUUUUCUACAACAGAAUUCAGUGUUAAGAUUUAAUAAUGAAAUCACUGAAUUAUUCGUUAAAUAAAUGACCCCGUGCCAGGGACUCCUUCAUUUAAAUAAAAUAGGUGGAGGAGAAAUAUAUUUAUUUGCCGUCUACUCCGAUCUGAGCUGCGACGUAUUCAUUCACAAAUUAUUGUAAAGAUACUUUUGCAUAAAACACGUACAUGAAAUUGGCCAACUCCUUCACAAAAUCCAAGAAAGCACAUACUGACCUUGAAAAUGACCGCUCGGGUCAAACUCAAGGUGGUAAUGGUCGUGACUAAUAAUGAUCUAAUACGGUUUUUCUGCUGCCACCCAAAAAUGCUGUCUUGAGUGUAAAAUGUCAUUUUAGGUUGUCUUUUCAUUGAAGAUUGUAGGCCUACUGAGUCUGGCACUCACCAGGGAGGGAGGAAGGGAGCUGCUAAGGCUUACUUAAUUAAUAUGCCGCCGGUCACGAAUGAACUUUGGCGAAGCAGAUGACCGUCCACGUGCUUCAGCUGUUUGGAACACUUCAAGGGGGUGUUUAAUGGCAACGUUGACUGUAAAAUCUUCCCAAAAAGUUUAGCUAUAGGCCUUUUAUAUAAUUACCUAGUGACAAGUUUACGUGUCUCUUUUUCUUACCUUUUUUGUCAUUUUUAAUAACUCUCCUAUUUUUCGUCUGAUUGUAUAACAUUGUAUUAAGAUCCUGAAACUCUAGCAACUAGAUUUUAAACCUGCACAGCCUCUUUAGCAGAGCCAUUUAAUAGGGGAUGGCUUUUGGCAAAUUCAAACUUAUACUAUCGAUCUUAUGAUGUUGUUCGUCCAUCAAAACCUAUGAGGGUGCCAGUUACAGCUUGAAUCACUUGAGAAUGGCAGUCCCUCCAUCCUCUGAAAUUCUAAAUACACGUUUUCUGUUACCCGUAAAAUUUGAAAGUCAUUUUUGGACUAGUCACAGUUCGAAUAGUAAAGGGUGGCAGCAAUAGAUUUUUGAUUACAAACCUCUAAAAUGCACCUUUUUGCCUCAGUUAACCUAACUUUUAACUUCUGUUUCAUUAUUUUAAAGGGUAUUUUAACGCCUUUUUGGCUUUUAUGUUAAUGAGUGCAUUGAACCAUGUCUUCCCUAGAUGAUGUCACAGCAAUAGUGCCCUCAGUUCCAUGGAUAAUUUUAGUUAAUAGAAGAGAUAAACAUAAUCACCGCAGUGGAUGACAAAUAUAGUAAAACGAUAAUCGAUGACUCGCGGUGUCGUGUUGCUGGUAGCGACGUUUCGGCUGCUAGUGCUGCUAGCCUUCAUCAGGCAACUGAUACGACACCGCGAGUCAUCGAUUAUCUUUUUUACUAUAAUUUUAGUUAUUUAUAAACAUGCACUUUUCAGUACAUCGAACUAAAUAAGGCGUGUAAAAGAGUUUUCAUUCAACGAAGAAGAGUACAAAGAUGCAGAGAAAUUGUGUACAAUAAAACUGCAUUGCGCCUCCACUCUAAAACAGCCGUAGGCUACCACCUCGGCAAUGAUUCUUCCACAAUCGUGACACAUUAAAUCGCACCAAAUUCAAAAAGUAUCUGGCUGAAGUGACAUUAAUUUAUUCAUUUGUGUAAAAUAGGAAAUUGUGUAAAUUUAGGUAUUUAUCCUCCUCCGAAGUCUUUGUGUAAAUUGUCAGCAUACAAAGGAGAGAAUUGUCGGAAUUAAAAGACUGCCUUGUCAACUUACCUGAGACAUAUUUGUUCCGGGAUAGUUUGGAAAGCACCAUUAAUCAACGUGUUUUCAGGAGAUUUAUUUCAACGCGGUAUUUCCUGCCUUCUGUAAACUUGCAACGCGAAGCAAGGCAAAGCCAAGCGAGAACGUUUUUUUUUUACUGCUUGGCCAGCAAGCAAACUCAUUUUGAAUCCGGUGUAUCGAUCAAUCUUCUUCGACUUGGCUUGGCUUCGAGCUGGAUUUCUGGUGUUGAAUUAAGCAUCGAUGACAGAUGUUGUUCGGGUAUUUCUCCCGUUUCAGAAUCCUUAGGCUUCCUCCAACGAUUAUCGACCUCUUAAGUCGUGUCCUUUUCCUGGAACAAGUAGAUUACAUUCCAUUACACUAAAGACUGAGCAUAACAGAAUUUUUUCCAGUGUGCCAAAUAUAAGCAAUUGGUACAAUGGGAAACUGUAUGUAGUGGUUAUUUGCCUCAGUAAUAAUACUUCCACUAACUCAGAUCCACUACAUAGGUGAAACUUAUAGCCGUAUCUUUAAAAGACCAAUUUCAAUAAAGAGA
Molecule: messenger RNA, 3913 nt
Organism: Acanthaster planci (crown-of-thorns starfish)
Lineage: Eukaryota; Metazoa; Echinodermata; Asteroidea; Valvatida; Acanthasteridae
Product: melatonin receptor type 1B-B-like
Biological process (GO): G protein-coupled receptor signaling pathway
Cellular component (GO): membrane
Molecular function (GO): G protein-coupled receptor activity
Source: RefSeq, a predicted model, not a curated record